Messenger RNA from Balaenoptera musculus (blue whale), 520 nucleotides. It is a transcript of the gene PMCH, whose product is annotated as pro-melanin concentrating hormone. Lineage: Eukaryota; Metazoa; Chordata; Mammalia; Artiodactyla; Balaenopteridae. Gene Ontology annotation, biological process: chemical synaptic transmission; behavior. Gene Ontology annotation, molecular function: melanin-concentrating hormone activity; type 1 melanin-concentrating hormone receptor binding. The transcript is spliced from 2 exons. The record is from RefSeq and is a predicted model, not a curated record. The coding region runs from base 30 to 485 and encodes 151 amino acids.
UGUGACUCUAUGCAAACAUCAAACUAAGAAUGGCAAAAAUGAGCUUCUCUUCCUACAUAUUAAUACUAACUUUUUCUUUGCUUUCUCAAGGUGUUUCGCCUUCAGCCUCCAAGUCAAUAAGAAAUUUAGAAGAUGACAUGGUAUUUAAAACGCUGAGGCUGGGGAAAGCCUUUCAGAAGGAAGAUACUGAAGAAAAAUCAAUUGUUGUUCCUUCCCUGGAGGAAUAUAAAAAUGAUGAGAGCAAUUUCAUGAAUGAUGAGGAAAACGAAAAUUCAAAGAAUGCAGGUUCGAAACACAAUUUCUUAAAUCAUGGUCUGCCACUGAAUCUGGCUAUAAAACCUUAUCUUGCACUAAAAGGAUCUUUAGCUUUUCCAGCUGAGAAUGAAGUUCAAAAUACUGAAUCAAUACAAGAAAAGAGAGAAACUGCGGAUGAAGAAAACUCAGCUAAAUUUCCUAUAGGAAGGAGAGAUUUUGACAGUGAGUAGUCUUUUUAAAAUUCAAUUCUUAUAUCUUAAUACCA